AUGACAGUGAGGAGGGAUAGAGUCAGAGUGGGGCCCCUGAUGGAGCUGGAGGUCCAGUGUUACGGAGGCAUGGACUGCAACUGUGUGAGUGAUCUGCUGCUCACGCCCCCUGUCCCAGCACUCUGGACGCCAGGCUUUGCCUUCCCAGACUGGGCCUACAAGCCAGAGUCCAGCCCCGGCUCUCGCCAGAUCCAGCUGUGGCACUUCAUCCUGGAGCUGCUGCAGAAGGAGGAGUACCAGGGGGUGAUCGCCUGGCAGGGGGAGUACGGGGAGUUUGUGAUCAAAGACCCCGACGAGGUGGCGAAGCUGUGGGGCCAACGGAAAUGCAAACCCCACAUGAACUAUGACAAGCUGAGCCGAGCGCUGAGGUACUACUACAACAAGCGCAUUCUGCACAAAACCAAGGGCAAGCGCUUCACCUACAAGUUCAACUUCAGCAAGGUGGUGCUGGUGAACUAUCCCCUGUUCGACAUGGCCAGCUCCUCCUUCCUGCUGGCCCAGAACCACUUCAACAGCGGAUCAGCGGCACCAGACUGCAGUCCUGUCACCCCCGAGUUAGUUCCAUUGAAAUCAUUGUCUUAUACUGUGUGGCUUGGUGCACAUCUUAUAAAUAAUCUCCUUUUCUCUCUCUCUCUCUCUCCUCUCCAGGCCCUUCAGUCGCUGUUCCCUCGCCUGCCCGAGGCCAGCCGCGGCGGCUCUCUGUUUGACCGCACUGGAGGGGCCCCGGGACCCGAAGGGGACAAGCUGCGCCUGGACGCCUUCCCUUUCCUGGGCUCAGGUGUGGGAGCGAGGGAGAGGAGAGAGGCUCUUCUUGAGAGGGUAGUUCCAGCCUUGGCGGCAGGGGCCCCUUGUUACUCCAAACCUCCGUCCCUGUUGGGUCCUUACCCCCGUAACCCCCCCUUCGACUACCCGUGGGGCUUUAACCCCUACCUCCCAGGGGCCUUCUCACUCAACAACUGCCCUAAACUGCCCCCUGGCUCCCUCUACCCCUCCCACUUCUACCCUAACCCACUGCAGACCAGCCUGUCCCAGCUGCCCCACCCGUUCUCCUCCCUCUUGCCCCCGGGUGACACAGAGGCAGCAGACAGGGGCGGGGCCCAGUCCGGAGGGACCAAUGGCGUGGCGGGAGGGCAGCCCCCGAGACUGUGCAUCCCGCCCUACCCCGGGUCCCUUGGCCGAGCGGAGCUGGCGAGCGGAGGCGCCGCUCUGGGGGACAGGGAGCGAGGGGACCCCAUCGUGCCCGGAGCCGGAGGGGCCCUGGGGCUGGGGCUCGGGCUGGGGCUGGGGCUGGGGAUCGGAGGGAUCGGCCUGGGAGGGCUGGGUGGACGGCAGAGCCCCUCUGAGCGGCGCAUCGGCGGCGGCGUGAAGCAGGACCCGGAGUCCGACUCAGACCUGGAGAUCACGGACCUGAGCGACUGCAGCUCGGACAACGAGACGGACUUCGGCCUGGCCAAGGGCCCGCGGCUGGUCGUCCGCUCGCAGGGCCUCGGGGUGAAGGCCGGAGGGGUCGCCAGUGCCCUGCCACCCCUGUCCCCCCACCCCCUGAAGAGUCUGGUGCCCCUGACACCUCCACCGCCCUCCCUCCCUCCAACCCUGACCCCAGCACUGCCUCGCUCCCUCUCUCGCUCCCUCUCUCCCUCCCUCUCUCGCUCCCUCUCUCCCUCCCUCUCUCCCUCCCUCACGCUGGUGGACCACCACAGAGAGACAGAGACUCUCAAACUGGCUCAGAGUUAAUGGAUUGUCCUCACGACUCUUGACAUCUCCAACACCCCCUCCUCUCUUUCUCUGCUUUUCUCUUACCUUUCCCUCCCUCCCUCUCUUUCCUUUCUUACUUGCUUCCCUCUCAUUUAAAAACAUGAUCUUUGGUUGACGUAUCUGAUUCCAGUUUGCACUUUUGACUAUUUCUUCUGAGUUGCUUCCUCUCUCUCUCUGUGCAGUCUCGUCCUAUAUCUCUAUUUUUGCUUCACCUUAGCAUUUCUGUUUUUUUAUUUUUUUUCAAAGUGAUAAAUUCACCCCCCCCCCCCCCACCCCACCCAAAAAAACAACAAAACCAGAAUUGGAUGCUGUGGUACUCCCAUGCAUAAUGCAAAUGUAGCAAGCACUCAAAGCACCUUGAAAUAACCUAUAAAGUGAAGUGGUGAAGGUUCGAUUGAAGAGACAUUGCCUAACAUUUUAAACGCGCAUAACAUUUUAUGAAAUGCAACGAGCCAGCCAGCCAGCCAGCCAGCCAGCCAGCCAUGGGAACCAUUAGGAGUGGUCCUAUACCAUGUAGUUGCAUUGCACAUUGUACAGGAAUUCUCUUUACAACUCUCUUACUAACUCUCUGACUUGUUCAGUGGGUUACACAUAAUUUGGAUCAAAUCAACGGCUUAAGAAGCAGACAAAGUGCACCAACUGUCUUUGUGAAUGUAUGGGUUCCGAGCGCUGCUGUAAGGAGACAUACCUGGCUGUGUGCGGCGAGGAGACGCAAUAAAGGCAACAACAAAAGCAGUAUUAAAGUGGUAGUGCUACAUUGCUGCAAUAAGACAUCUGUAUGUAGUGUAUGUGUUUUUUUAUCAGGCAGUUUGGUGUUUUGAAACACUGUCAAACACUGCCACCUAGUGGCGUGUUAUAGUUCCUGUAAGGGAGUGAGGACAGGAACCAGGGUUGGGCCAGGAACCUUAUUAUUUCUCAUAUCCCUCAUUCUGAGAUGAUGUUUCUUUUCUUACAUUGUUUGUAAUCGAUUAAUUACAUUUAGACGUUUCAAGCUUUUAUUUAUCUUGACAUUUUGUCACGCACCGUUUUUUUUUCACGUCUACCUUGCAUUGUGUGUGAACCAGUCUGUGAGUAGUUUUGUCUUGAUAAUUGGCACAGAAAUGGGGAGAAAAAUAGAGAGUGUACAAGUAUCUAAGAAUUUGUAUCUAUAUUUCAAUGUAUAUAUUUUAAUAUUGUGUACAUUGCAUUUAAUUAUUAUGUCUAUUAUAUCAGAUAGGUGUAUUGAUGUGAGUUCUGUAUUUACAUGAAAAAACUAAUAUUUGGAGAACAAUAACUAUUGGUGUAUCAUGGAAUGAUGUAACAAAACAGCAGAGCAACUGUGCUCUGAUUUUUUUUAAAUUAUUCUUUCUAUUCAUUUAUUUAUUUAUAAUGCUGAAGACCGUGUUUGGACAGAGAAUAGUGGAAUAUUUUUUCCUCACCUCCUGCUAAUUGUGCCCCUUGGUCUUUUCUCCAGAUGCUCUGAGAGGAACUACUGAGUUGAAACACGCUGCCAGCUUCGUUUACUUUGCUUCCCGUCCCAUGGUGCUGUGCCGUAAUUAGUCAAAUGUGAAUAAUAUUGGUUGCUGCACAUCCAUUUUGAAAAAAAAAAAUGAUAAUAAAAAAAAAAAAUCAGUCAAUCCUUGUUUCUUCGAUAGCAGAUAGCAAAAGUGCAUCAGUACUUCACCAGUUUAAAGAACUGUAUAGUAUAGAAUGAUGCCAAGCACUGAGCACAAUAAGGGUGGAAUUUGUGAAGAGAAACAAUUCAGGAUCUGCACAUCACAUAUAAAAUGUAAUCCUCAUUGUGACUCAGGCCACGACCGGUAGACUGAGACUACAGACACCCAUCCCAUUCCCUAGGCGUUCUUUAUUGUACAGUAUUGAGACAUAAAUGUAAAUAUACUUUUCUUUGUGUAUUUGUGUGUGAACACAUCAGAAUAAUUUUACCAUGCAGUGAAAUUAUGAGUCUUCUGCCUUUUGUUUGUUUAAUUGUAAAGAUGAAAAAUGAAAAGGAACAUU
Messenger RNA from Clupea harengus (Atlantic herring), 3750 nucleotides. It is a transcript of the gene erfl1, whose product is annotated as Ets2 repressor factor like 1. The transcript has 6 exons. Lineage: Eukaryota; Metazoa; Chordata; Actinopteri; Clupeiformes; Clupeidae. Bases 1 to 1734 code for a protein of 577 amino acids. The record is from RefSeq and is a predicted model, not a curated record.